Molecule: messenger RNA, 5536 nt
Organism: Colossoma macropomum (tambaqui)
Lineage: Eukaryota; Metazoa; Chordata; Actinopteri; Characiformes; Serrasalmidae
Product: 3'-5' RNA helicase YTHDC2
Exons: 32
Coding region: 189-4442 (1417 amino acids)
Cellular component (GO): intracellular anatomical structure
Molecular function (GO): RNA binding; ATP binding; protein binding
Source: RefSeq, a predicted model, not a curated record
GGUGAGCGGAUUGGGACGCAGCCAUUCAUUCAGCCUGUAGGGAGCAGAGGCGGUUAAAAGUUCCCUCUGUACAUAACCUACAGCACAGACAACAGACAACUUUCGGUUUGUACAGGAGCAGCUUUACUGCAUGACCUCAGCUCCAUCGCUCACUUACAGAACACCUGAACAGGGUUAGAGAAGGUGACAUGUCCCGACCGAGCACUGGCUCCCACAAAGCCAACAUGAACUCAUCUAAGCAGUCUAGUUCACUGAAGGCAAAAGGACUGAAAGACAUCAGGAUUGAUGAAGAGGUUAAAAUUGCUGUGAACGUAGCUCUGCAGAGGUUCCAGUACAGUGAACAGAAAGAAAUGGAGUUUCCUUCAUCACUAACCAGCACAGAGAGAGCUUUUAUACAUCGCCUUGCUCAGUCCUUGGGCUACAUUUCAAAAAGCAGAGGUAAAGGCUCAAACCGGUUUCUCACCAUACGGAAGAAGGAUGGCUCUGAGGCAGCUCAGUCCAUUAUGACGUUUAACUUUGCUGCUAACUCCAAGCAUGUGGUGCGAAGCCUGCUGCAGAGGUUUCCAGUCACCAAUAAAGAACGCACUGAACUGCUUCCGCGCACUGAGAGGGGGCUGUCUGUUUCAUUAGAAGCUGGCGAUAGCAUGCGAGACAAGAACAGGACCAGCGGCAGGCUGAAUAAUGGUAUUCCUCAAGUGCCUCAGAAGAGAGGACCAUCUGAACUGGAAUGCUUUCGGCGGGCUCUGCCUGUCUUUGAGCGCCAGGAGGAGAUAGUGGCAACCAUCAAGGAAAACCAGGUGGUCCUGGUAGUGGGCGAGACAGGCUCAGGCAAAACCACCCAGAUCCCACAGUUCUUGCUGGACGACUGCAGCAGGAAAGGAACACCGUGCCGAAUCUUCUGCACACAGCCCAGAAGGCUGGCAGCCAUUGCUGUGGCAGAGCGCGUGGCUGCAGAGAGAGGAGAAAGUGUUGGCCAGACUAUUGGCUACCAGAUCCGCCUGGAGAGCAGAGUUUCCCCCAAAACCUUGCUUACAUUCUGCACAAGUGGAGUGCUGCUCAGAACCCUGAUGGCUGGAGAUGCCACCCUCUCUACUGUCACACACGUCAUCGUGGACGAGGUCCACGAGCGGGACGGCCUGACGGACUUCCUCCUCACCAAGAUGCGGGACAUGCUGCAAAAAAUGCCCUCUCUGAAGCUCAUCCUGUCCAGCGCUGCCUUGGAUGUGGACCUUUUCAUCAGAUACUUUGGCAAAUGCCCCAUCAUUUACAUCAAAGGACGUCCAUUUGAAGUCAAACAGCUCUUUCUGGAGGACAUCUUGCGGACCACAGGCUACAUGAGCAAAGACAUGAUGAAAUAUAAGAAGGAGAUGCAAAAAGAGGAGAAGCGGCAGACGUCUCUUACUGAGUGGUGUGAGGUAAAGGAGGGAGUUUCUCGGCCUGAGCCUCAGAGGGACAAGCCGCCUGCCUGCAUCCUACAGGAGAACGACCUGCUGGAUGAUGGAGGGGAGAGCGUCUUCAGCCAGCUGAAUGAGAAGGACGUGGCCUCGUUGGAGCCGUGGCUGCUGAAGGAAAUGGACACUUGCAUCUCGGACAUCUUCCUGGAGCAGGACGCUGAUGCCUUCAUCCAGCUUUUUAACCUCAUUCUCAAUGAGAACAUCAGUGUUGACUACAGGCACAGUGAGACAAGUGCCACUCCACUGAUGGUGGCUGCAGGAAGAGGCUUCAUCAGCCAGAUGGAGCAGCUCCUCAGCAUGGGAGCCAGUGUGCACAUCAAAGCCUCCAAUAGCUGGACUGCGCUUGACUGGGCCAGACACUUUAACCAGACCGAGGCGGUGGAUCUUCUGGAGUCGCAUAUCUCCUCUCUGGAGGCAGGCCAGCUGGACGAGUCGUCGCUGGUGCAGUCGUCUAGUGGUGAGCUGAGUGCUGAGGACCAGGAGCUGCUGAAGGCCUACCACCACAGCUUUGAUGAUGAGAAGGUGGACCUGGAUCUCAUCAUGCAUCUUCUCUACAACAUCUGCCAAAGCUCUGAUGAAGGUGCAGUUUUGAUAUUUUUACCAGGAUAUGAUGAAAUAGUUGGACUGCGUGACCGUCUUCUUUUUGACGACAAAAGAUUUGCAGAGCAUCAGCAGAGGUACCAGGUGUUCACACUGCACUCCAACAUGCAGACCUCAGAUCAGAGGAAAGUUUUGAAACCAAGUCCAAACGGGGUUCGCAAAAUAAUUCUUUCAACAAACAUUGCAGAGACGAGCAUCACAGUCAAUGAUGUUGUCUUUGUCAUUGACUCUGGCAAAGUUAAAGAGAAAGCUUUUGAUGCCCUGAAUCAUGUGACCAUGCUAAAGAUGGUUUGGAUAUCGAAGGCAAGCGCAUUACAGCGUAAAGGAAGAGCUGGGCGCUGCAGGCCGGGAAUCUGUUUCCAUCUGUUCAGUCGUCUGCGGUUCAAUAACAUGCUGGAGCACCAGGUCCCUCAACUGCUGCGUAUGCCACUGCAGGAACUCUGUCUCCACACUAAGCUACUUGCUCCCAUUAACUGCCCUAUUGCUGAAUUCCUGGCUAAAGCUCCAGAGCCACCACACCUGAUGACUGUCAAGAAUGCUGUGCAGAUGCUCAAGACUAUAGAUGCCAUGGAUCCGUGGGAGGACCUAACGGAGUUGGGCUAUCACCUGGCUGACCUGCCCGUGGAGCCGCACCUUGGGAAGAUGGUGCUUUGUGCUGUGGUGCUCAAGUGCCUGGACCCCAUCCUCACCAUCGCCUGCACGCUGGCCUACAGGGACCCUUUUGUGCUGCCUGCUCAGGCCUCACAGAAACGAGCUGCCAUGCUGUGCAGGAAGCGCUUUGCCGCCAACGCUUUCAGCGAUCACAUGGCUCUGCUUCGGGCCUUUCAGGCGUGGCAGAAGGCCCGCGGCGACGGCUGGGAGAGAUCCUUCUGUGAGAAAAAUUUUCUGUCGCAGGCCACCAUGGAGAUCAUUAUUGGGAUGCGGACCCAGCUUCUGGGCCAGCUCCGAGCCAUAGGCUUUGUGCGAGCUCGAGGUGGAGGCGAUAUCCGUGACGUCAAUCUGAACUCUGAGAACUGGGCUGUAGUGAAGGCUGCGCUGGUGGCAGGCAUGUACCCCAACCUGACCCACGUAGACAGGGAAAGCUUGACGCUCAUGGGAGCCAAGGAGAAGAAAGUCCGCUUCCACCCUACGUCUGUCCUCAGCCAGCCCCAGUACAAGAAGAUCCCUCCAGCCAAUGCCCAAGCAGCAGCAGUCCAGUCCCUGCCCACUGAUUGGCUAAUCUAUGACGAGAUGACCCGGGCACACAGGAUAGCCAGCGUGCGGUGCUGCACUGUGGUCACUCCGCUCACCGUGGCUGUGUUCGGAGGGUGUGCCAAACUGCCCAGUACUGCCUUCCAGGAGCCCGCCAUGCCAAGAGCUGUAGAUGAGGCUGUGAACGAGAGCAGUGACAGUGAGAUGGAGGAUCGCUCCACAGCUCACCUGGCCCAGAUUAAGAUUGACGAGUGGCUUAACUUCAAGUUGGAUCGAGAGAUGGCAGACCUGGUGUUCCAGCUCAGGCAGCGAUGGCAGGGUCUUUUCCUGAGAAGAAUCCGCUCACCUUCUAAGCCGUGGUCUCAGCUGGACGAAGCGACGAUCCGAGCCCUGGUCUCAGUGCUGUCCACUGAAGAGCAGGCAUCAGGCCUGCAGCAGCCCACAGGCGUUGGACAGAGACCCAAACCCAUGUCCUCUGACGAGCCCCCACAGCCCUCCUCUUGGAAGAGCACCAACAGCCGCAGGAGCCUCCUGGACACGGAGAGGGGCGAAGAGGCAGCCAGUGCGGACAGGCCUCCAAGACUGUCCCCUGCUCUUCCUCAGUCUAAGAGUCACAGAGAAAAAGGUGCUGCUCACUCCAAGCGUUCCACUGAUGACCAUCUCUCAGUAAAAGCAGAUAGCCCCAGCUUCAACAGCCCCUCUACCAGCCCCUCAUCCACCUCCUCGGGAAAAUGUUCCAAGUCACCAUCCCCGAGAUGCCCUGCACCUGUCCGUUAUUUCAUCAUGAAGAGCAGUAACCUUAGAAAUAUUGAGCUCUCCCAGCAGAGGGGCAUCUGGUCCACUACGCCCAGCAACGAGCACAAACUCAACCGAGCCUUCCAGGAGAACAGCGUGGUCUUUCUCAUCUUCUCCGUGCAGGGCUCCGGACACUUUCAGGGCUAUGCUAGGAUGAGUUCAGAAAUUGGUUCAGAGCGCUGUCAGGACUGGGGGUCCUCUGGGCUGGGAGGGGUCUUCAGGGUGGAAUGGAUCCGUAAAGAGAGUCUCCCCUUCCAGUUCACGCACCAACUACUCAACCCCUGGAACGACAACAAGAAAGUGCAGAUCAGCAGAGAUGGACAGGAGCUGGAGCCACAGGCUGGGGCGCAGCUGCUACAGCUGUGGGAUCGCAUCUCCACCAAACAGCAGCAUGAGCUUUGAAGGAAGAUGUUGAUGCCACUGCUGUGGACUGUGACCUCAUGUACCUCAUCAACACUCCAAGCGAAGCAUAGUAAACAAAGGACUUCUGCUGCAUUUUUCAGCCCAGUCGACGUGCCGCAUUUGUAGCAUUUGAUCGAGUACCAUGUGCAAUAAUUUAGAAAACAGAAAACCUUAAAAAGAUUUAAAAUAUACUAACAGAACAGAUGUUUCAGCAUUGGCUGCCCAUUGGCUGCUACUGUAAAUGAAUUUAAAGUCAACAGAUUUUCUGUUCUCUUUUAGUGGAAAAGCGUCAACAUUGUAUAUGUGGCAGUUGACCAAAUGCUACAGAUGUGGCAGGUUGAAAACAGAUAAGGCUGAAAAACACUGGAGUAUUCUUUUCACGUUUUCAAAAGGUACGCAACUCUAGUUCUAGACUCAAACACAUUUCGUCCUCCUAUCCUGUACCAACCCAUUUUUCAUGCUGCGGGGCCAGUUUUUAUGUGCACUGUUUUACUUGCUGUGCAAUUGUUCCUUUGCUGUCUAUGAUGGCUUGCACAGACACGAAAUAACACUAAUGUUGCCAAGUUUCUUGUUAUAAUGUGAAUUCUACCAAGUAUGUUUAGUUGACCCAUAGAGAUUGUUUAGCAUAUUUAAAUGAACAUAUUAAGCAUAUUUUAAUAUGUGAAAUGUGAGUCAAAAGGGAAGAAGCUCCAUAUAUAAAACAAAUUAACUUGUAAAGAACUGAAAAUGGUGCGCGGUCAUUCCCUUAAGUGUCAUGUAGAAGUGCAAGAUGUGAAAUCAUUAAUCUGUGAAGAAUCUCACUGAGAAUGAAGGAAAAGGUGGUCAUCACUGGCUGGACCGCUGUAUACUUCGUCUCUGUUCUGCCUGUUUAUUUUACGUUUAAGCUCCUGGAAAUACGCAAGUUAUGGGUAAGAUUUCUCUCUCCCUUUUCCCUCUUUUAGAUCAUUUUGUUCAUUGAUUCAUUACUUGAGCUUGGGAGAAGAGUCAUCGACUUGAUAUGAUAUGCAGUGUUUGCCUGUUUUUAUGGCAGAAUUCAGGUUAAUUGAAAUAAUUUAAUUGUUCAUAAUAAAUAAAGUUUCUUGUUCAUUUCAAAA